AUGGCUGAGAAAGAACAGGUCAUCCAGGCAUUGAGAGCUACCCUUAUAUCUGUCAAAGGAGCUUUAACCAUAAAGCAGUGUAACCGUGACUACAGGGAGCUCCAAGGCGAGUGGAUACCUUUCAAAAAGCUAGGCUAUUCAUCAUUAGAUAAACUCUUCUUAGAUGUACCUGGCUUCAAAGUGAGUCAGAAUGGCGGGGAAUGGUAUGUCGAUGCUAUUGCAAGCCAGGAGACACAACAUAUAGCUACUAUGGUAUCUCGUCAAAAAUCAAAUAAAAAGGCAACACCAAAACUAAAUGGCCCUAAUCGAUUUCCAAAAAAACAAGGAUCAUGGCGAAAAGCUUCAGGCUACACAUCCAAUUACAACAAUUCAUAUUCAAGUCAACUUUACAGACCGAAAGGCAAUACUCCCUACAGCAACAACUACAAUUACCAUAAGAAUAACAAAUAUAAUCAAAAGUCGAACGAAACGAAAAUAAGUUACACGAACGCUAAGCAAACAACGAAGUCCAUUAAUGACAAUGUAGAAAAAGCAUCAAGAGGCAGCAACCAGUUGACACAGAUCGUGAGGGAAACUAAUGUACAUUCCGAAGAGUUCAAGCUUCCCAUGCGCGCAAAUAGCGAAAGCGACGUAAAACAUAGUACUAAAGUGUCAGCAUCACAGAGGCUCUCUAAUUUGAGAGAACGCCUUAAUACAGUAGACUUAAUACCAUUACAAUUUCCGUCUUCUAAUAACGAAUGUCUGGAAAGCAGUGGUCCAGUAACAAAUGUUGUACUAGCUCUUACUUUAGAACCACCACCAGAUUCUACAUCAAGCGUAAUCAAGUUAGAGUGGUAUUGCAAAAAGUUGGGUUUACCUGAGCCUGUAUAUAAAGUGCAUGAUCUUAAACCUAAACAUGGAGCUGUCACCUACGACUGCACAGUUAAAGUAGGGUCGUAUUCAGCAUCAUCGUACCCGGAUUCAUCGCCAUCCGAUGAGUUGUGUAAAGAGGUAGCCGCAGUAAAGUUACUUUCGAAAAUUGAGAGUUCAGAAUCUGGCAAUGUACCUACUUCAUCAAGUAGCAAUGCCAUAGCUUAUCUUGCUGAACUGGUUUCUGAACAUGAAGCUGGGCUUUGGGCAAAUACAGUGCCACAUUUAUACAGAGAAAAAUAUGGUGAAAAUUUACCAAGCAAUUGGCAAGAAUUAGUGGAAAACUGUCCAAAAAUAAUAAAAGAUCGGGUUUUUAAUGGACAUUUAGUUUUACUUUCUAAUAAAGAGCAGGACGCACCAUUGGAAACAACGAUCAUAGAUGACGCAAUGGAUACCGAUUUACCACCUUUGCAAUUUCCUGACGAUGACUUUUGGAACGUUUUUGUAACAGUCGCGAACUCAACACUUGAAAUUUGGCUUAGAAUUAUAGGUACAGAAUUUAGUGAUGCCUUUGAAGCUCUAUUAGCAGAUAUGGCCCAAUAUUACGAAUACUCUGGUACACCUGUAGAUAAAUCUAUGUUAAUUAAAAAUGCUUGGUAUGCUGUUAAUUUAGACGAUGGCGGAUGGCAACGUGCUAAAAUUCUAGAAAUCGAUGACGACACUGCAACUGUAUUUCUCGGUGAUCAUGGUGAUGAUGAUGUGGUGUCAAUACAAAAUAUAAAAAUUUUGGAGCCACAGUUUAGGAAAAUACCAGCGCAGGCGAUUCUGUGUCGACUAGAGGGCGCGGAGGAGCUAGCGGCGAGCACGCUGGGAGCGGAUCUGGUGCACCGGCGCUUACCCGGCGGGGUGCUAGUGGCGGCGCCGGGCCCGCGUCACGACCCAUCCGAUCCUUCGGUAGCUGUCGUACUUUUCGACACCUCUACGCAACGAGAUCUCAAUCUCAACAAGGAAAUCGUGCAUGACUUUUGCAUCGCUGGGACUUUUACAGUCACUCAGAAACCGUGCGAGGUGGAGGUGGGGUGCGUAACGGAGGAGGGGCGCGUGUGGGUGUCGCGCGCUGGCGGCGCGGCGCUGGUGCGCGGCGCGCUGGCGCUGCUCACGGCCGGCCCCUACCGCCGCCCGCUGCCCGCCGCGCCGCAGGCUCCCUCGCCCAACGCCGGCACGCUCUACAUCGUGCGCACGAUCGCCGGUGACUGGGUUCGCUGUACAAUUAUAAGCGGACUCGACGGCGAGGGCACCGUGAGGACGCAGCUCGUGGACAGCGGUCUUAUUUUGCGCGCGCCUUUAUCAUCUUUAGUGCCGUUACAAACUUUCUCGCCAGCGCUCAACGCCUUUCCACAUCAGGCUAUAUCGGUGCGGCUCGGGCCGGCGGAGCGCGUGGCGAGCGCAAUGGUGGGCCGCCUACGCGAGCUGGUGCUGAACACGCACGUGCUGUGCCGCGCGAUGCCCGCGUCGCCCACGCCGCCCGCCGCGCCGCACGUCGAGCUGUUCGUGCGCACGGGCCCGCAAGACAUACUCGCCUCCGUCAAUAACGCUAUCCUCUUGGAGUACGAUUACUUGCAACAUGGUAAACCAAAAGAGGAAGAAAAGGAUGAAACAAAUCAUGUGGAGGCCCUGCACAAGAAGAAGGAGCGAAUAUUCCCCAAUCGAUCAAUGUUGGGCGACGACAAGCCUUCGAGCGGGGCCUCGCUACCGCCGCCGGCGCUGCCAGCCCCCGGCAAGUGCUUCGAUGUGUACAUUGCUAUGGCAGCUAACCCCUGUAACUUCGUUGUACAGCCAAAUAGUACUCGAUGCACUCUUCAAACUAUGAUGGCAAAACUUCAAACUGAAUGUCCAAAAAUGUCAGAACUCGACGCGCCUACCAGUCCCGCUAAUGGAGAAUUGUACACUGUGUACUAUGAAAAAGAUGCUUCUUGGUACAGGAUAAUAAUUGCAGGGACGGUAUCCACUGAAAUGGUUUCUGUUUAUUUCUGUGAUUAUGGAGAUCUGGCUAUGGUCGCCACUAAAGCAUUGCGGCCCAUACCACCGGGGGCCCCAUUGGCGCGCUCAUUGCCACCUCAAGCUAUAAAAGCUCGUCUUUAUGAUGUUUUGCCUCUACAUCAAGACUGGACAGUAGAAGACUGCAUCCGAUUCCAAGAAUUGUGUGUGGAACAACAAUUUGUUGGUAUUUGUAAGGAUGUAGGCAAGGAUCCUUUAAACCCUAAUGAGCCAUUGUUAACACUUGAUCUUAUUGACACUUCCACAGAUGAAGAUAUUUAUUUAAAUAAACAAUUAGUUGCUGAAGGCAGGGCACGAUUGGCUUCUGUCUCUACUUCUUAA
Molecule: messenger RNA, 3228 nt
Organism: Arctia plantaginis
Lineage: Eukaryota; Metazoa; Arthropoda; Insecta; Lepidoptera; Erebidae
Source: the annotation of a GenBank genome assembly